CCAAUAGGUUUCUGCAGAUGGAAACAAUUUGUUUGGAUACAAAGCGAUAUUAUAUUCGUCUGGGCUCUGAUAUUCGCUGUUAUUGUUUAUAAAAUCGAAAAUUUUAAAAAUAUUAAAUAAAAAACAAAUUUUAUAACAUCGAAAAAUGAGAUGUGCUGUUCGAAAUUGUGGGAGUGACAACGGAGGCAAAACAUCGGAUUGCAGUUUUUUCACAUUCCCAACUGAUGAGGCGCUCGCUCAAAAGUGGACACAAUUUUGUCGACAAAGUAAGGAUAUCAACAUAACGACUUCCUAUAUCUGUAUGUACCACUUUAUAAGGGAAGACUUUGAAAACGGCCUAAAGUAUGAAAUGGGUUUCAGCAAGAAACUAUAUCUAAAACGAGACGCUGUGCCAACUAUUUAUGACCGAAAUUUACAUACCCCAAAACGUCAACGACUUGAGCAACGAGCACAUACAAACAUAGUAAAGGAAGAAGAACUACUUCAGGAGCAGGAUGAACUAAGCAUAACGUCUCAGGAUACCACUCCGUACGAAGAUGGAUCAUCGUUAGAGGGUACAGUAAUGUAUGAAUAUGAAACGCUGUUCGAAAACCCAGCAGUACUUGGAGGCACAGAUCCAUUCCAAGAGGUGAUGAUUAAUGUGGAACCAGCGAACUGCUUGAAAACAGAAUUAGAAAACCUACAUCGAGAAAACUUAAAACUGCGUGAGGAAAAUCGCAAAUAUCGCCGAUUAUUUACCGCACUGGAACGUGAUUAUAAAAAACAGGCAGAAGAGUAUACAACCAAUUUAAAAGUCCUAGAAGAUAGAGCAUUGAAAGCGGAAAAUCAGUGCAAAAAUAUGGAAAGUAGACUGAAAAAGAUACUGAAAAAGCCAGAUUGACAAGCUUAAAUACGGCCCCCAUAUCUACAUAUAUUAUAUAAGUAUAGGGUUAUUCAAUAGGUGCGCUUCAACUUUUUUCCGAUAGAGAGGGCGAACGACGCAAAAUUUUUAUUUUUCGCUUGUCAUUUGCAAACUUCAUUAGUAUACAUUUCAUCAUGGAACGCUAUACACUUGAGCAACGAUUGCAAAUUGUGCAAAUUUUUUAUGAAAAUAAUCGUUCUGUUGCUGCUACUUUAAGAGCAUUACGGCCAUUUUACGGUCCAUUCAACAAGCCGUCCCGUUUUGGGGUUAUGUGAAGUCAUUGGUCUACAGUAACAAGCCGGCGACGAUUUGUGAGCUCAGAGCCAAUAUUGAACGCAAAAUUGCUAGAAUUUCGGCCGAUUUAUGCAAAAGAGUGAUCGAAAAUUAGGUUCAACGAUUGGACUUCGUAAAACGUUCACGCGGUGGUCAUGCAAAAGAAAUCGAAUUUCAUACUUAAAUGUAUAUGUUCAAACUCGAUAAUAAAAAAAAAAAUAGUUAAAAAAGUCAAACCGUUUGUGUUGUAUUCAAAAAAGUUCAAAAGUUGAAGCGUUCUUACUGAAAAGCCCUAUAUAUACAUAUUUACAAAAUUUGCAAAAUGCUGCGUUGUAAAGAUUAGCUACUCCACAUGGUAUACGUCCCAUGAAGGAGGGUGUACUUUAUAAAAACUGUAAUGUUUGACUUAACAAAUAAACAUUUUAACAUUCAA
Molecule: messenger RNA, 1607 nt
Organism: Anastrepha ludens (Mexican fruit fly)
Lineage: Eukaryota; Metazoa; Arthropoda; Insecta; Diptera; Tephritidae
Exons: 4
Coding region: 146-880 (244 amino acids)
Molecular function (GO): sequence-specific DNA binding
Source: RefSeq, a predicted model, not a curated record